GCAUCAAGCCAGAUAUAAUGCACAUUGUGCAUCUUGCUCUGGCACCAGAUGCAGCAGCCAGUGUGCUGCUUGAUUUGACCGACACUGACAUGUACUUUGAAGGGUCAAGUCGCGAUGACAGACUUUACAAGAUCUGGGUCUCCUACAAAACCUUUUGUGAGGACGAGCGUAUUCCGGAUCGAGCAGCGCGACGCCUGUUCACAAAUCAGAUCCUCAAUCCAGGGCGAGGAAAGUUUCCAGAGAUUUCCCAGAAGGUCAUAUCAGCAAUGGCCGCCAGAUAUUUGUUGUUCUGGAUGUCCGGAUUUCUAAGAGGCUUGGUACAAGCUGGGUUCUCUGAGGAGAGAUUGAUGUAUAGCUCAGCGGCAAUCGGGGCAUUGGCUGCGAUGGAACUGAUCAUGCUGCGGGAAGAUCGCGUGCUGACAGAGCUCGCCUGCGCAGAGUUCAAACGCGCUUACUUGACCUUUCGGUCAGGUUUGAACUGGCUAGCAGAGGAAAGUUUGCAAAAGAGCCAGGCUCGUUGGAAACUCCGUCCGAAGAUACAUCAGUUGGCCCAUUUGGCGCACGACUUCUUACCCAUGAAUCCGCGGACGUACAGCAACUUUUUGGACGAAGAUUUCAACGGAAAAACGAAGCGUGUGGCACAGGCCACGCAUCCGCUCUAUAUGAGCAAACAAGUUGCAGAGCGGUAUGCUGUUGGCGUCACGCUCCGCUGGUCAAACCGAGGGUUGCGAUGA
Messenger RNA from Durusdinium trenchii, 734 nucleotides. The record is from the annotation of a GenBank genome assembly. Lineage: Eukaryota; Dinophyceae; Suessiales; Symbiodiniaceae.